GGGGCCCUCCUGGGGGGGGAGGUCAGGACUCCAGAGAGCAUGCAGGAGUGCGAGGACUUCAUGAAAUCUGUGGGAACGGGUCCAGGGAUCUGAGCUUGGACCUGAAGGGAGAGGCCAGGUGGGGCUUCCUCGCAGCUGUAAGUGUGGUUCUCAGGUGGGCUCCCUGGCGCAUGGAGGCCCAGCCCCGCCCAGGCCCUGUACCCCUCCCGCCUCUUCCCCGGCCCUUCUCUGCAUGCCCAGGCGCCGUGUGCAUGGCCCCAGGUGAACGCAGUUGGAGCAGUGCCACUUCCUACACACAAGAGCGUUUGAGGCUCUUCCCCCUGCUCCCCCAGCCCACUGCGCCCACCAGCAGCCAGCUUGGGGGCUGGCACAGAGUGGGAUCUGGAAAGCAGGAGCGGGGUGAUCAGGGAGGCAGAAAAGCUCUGGGAGGAUUCAGAGCUGGGAUGACGGGGCUCUGAGGGAGGGGGACAAGGAGAGGGAGGUAGGGCUGGGCUGCAGAGCGUCCCGGGGAUGAGGCCCGGGAAUGCCGGGACAACUCCGAAACGUCCAGCCGGGAGGGGCGCUCCCGGCGCCUAGGGUUGCUUCCCGAAGGCUUCUUACGGGCCAGAAGCCAGGCCCGUCCCUGGACCUGGGCAAAGGGUGGUGCCAAUGAUAGAGGCGGGAAGUUCAGAAAUAACGCCAGAGGCCUCUGCAGAUCCAGGGGCCGGGUGCGCUGCUUCCCGCCUGAAAGCGACCUGCGGCGAGCAGUUAAGGAGCCCAGCCCUGCACCCCGCCGCCGCUGCCCGAGGGUCGGUCCCGGCUCCCACGCCAAAAGAGGGCGCGAAGGGGCGCACGCGCUGCAGUUGCAGGGGUCCGAGCGUGGCCCGAGGGCAGCGGAGCCCGCGACGCCCGCAGGGAGCUGAACCGGACCCCAGCCGGCGCGCACCGGGCCUGCCCAACCCCCGGAGCCGGCGCGCGGCUCUCACCUGCGCCCCCGCGCCCCACGGCCGACAGGAAGCGCCUGCUCGGUGCAGUAGACGUCCGUGGAAACGGCGGGGAAGGCGGGGGCGAGCCGAGAGGGAAGAGAGGCAGGGGCGGGGAGGGCAGGGUUCCUGUCAUGUGACCCCAGCAGCCCGCCCUCCCAGCGCUGCCUGGAGUGGCGGCGGCAGCCAGAGGAGGGGGCGCCUCGGUGGUCCCCAGGAUUCUCUUUUCACUCGGGGCAUCCCUGGGCCAAGGCCCCGAGGCUCACCACCUGGCACCCACAUUCUUCCUGGGAGCAGGGGGACGGCCAGGAUGCUGCGACAGUGGUCGGGACAGUCGGGGCAGGCCCCGGGGGAGGCAGAACCCCCACCUGCAGGCGAGGAGCUGUGGGAGCAGGAGAUGGAGCGGCUCUACGCCUCCCGGGCGCCGGUGCGGACGCUGCCCUAUGCCAUCGUGGACAAGCGCUUCAUCCGGCACCUGCGGGAGCCGAAUGGAGUGAAGAGCUCGUGCUGGCAGCGGUGGCAGUGCAGGUGGCAGAUCGCACGACGACGCCUGGGGGAGGCGGCGCACCGGCUGGCCCAGGGCUUCGGGCUCUGGGAGGGGGCUCUCUACGAGAUCGGAGGCCUCUUUGGCACCGGGAUCCAGUCCUACUUCACCUUCCUCCGUUUCCUACUGCUGCUCAACGUGCUGACUGUGGGCCUGACUGCCAGCAUGGUGCUACUGCCCCUGGCCUGGCUCCGCCCCCCGGACCCAGGCCCCGCCCAGAACUUGACCCUGCAGUGCCCUGGCAGCCACCAGCCCCAGAUUGGCAUUCCGAAAUUCCACAAUCAACUUUGGAAUGUUUUAACUGGCAGGGCCUUCACCAACACCUAUCUCUUCUAUGGCGGGUACCGGGCGGCGCCCGAGAGCAGCUCUGCAUACAGCAUCCGCCUGGCCUACCUCCUCAGCCCACUGGCCUGCCUGCUCCUCUGCUUCUGUGGGACCCUACGGCGGAUGGUGAAGGGGCUGCCACAGAGGCUUCUCCUGGGCCAGGACUACAGAGCGCCUCUCAGUGCCAAGGUCUUCUCCUCCUGGGACUUCUGCAUCCGGGUCCAGGAAGCGGCCACCAUCAAGAAGCAUGAAAUCAGCAAUGAAUUCAAGGCAGAGCUGGAAGAGGGCCGGCGCCUCCAACUGGCGCAGCAGCGGUCCCCCACCCAGAGGGCCUGCCACCUGCUCACCUUCCUGUGGGUCAACGUCCUCAUCGGGCUCCUGGUGGUUGGGGCCAUCAGUGCCAUCUUCUGGGCCACCAAGUACUCGCAGGACAAGAAGGAGGAGGACCUGUUCGUGGUACUACAAUAUCUCCCCCCAGGGGUCAUCGCCCUGGUCAACUUCCUGGGUCCUCUGCUGUUUGUGUUCCUGGUCCAACUGGAGAACUACCCACCCAGCACCGAGGUCAACCUCACCCUCAUCUGGUGCGUGGUGCUGAAACUGGCCAGCCUGGGCAUGUUCUCCUUCUCCCUGGGCCAGAGCACCCUGUGCAUCGGCGGAAACAGAACCAGCUGCGAGGCCUACGGCUACAACGCCUGUGACUACCAGUGCUGGGAGAACGCAGUGGGCGAGGAGCUGUACAAGCUGAUCAUCUUCAACUUCCUCCUCACCGUGGCCUUCGCCUUCCUGGUCAGCCUGCCUCGGAGGCUGCUGGUAGAGCGAUUCUCAGGCUGGUUCUGGACUUGGCUGGACCGAGAGGAGUUUCUGGUGCCCAAGAAUGUGCUGGACAUCCUGGCAGGGCAGACGGUCACCUGGGUGGGCCUCUUCUUCUGCCCUCUGCUCCCCCUGCUCAACAGCAUCUUCCUGUUCCUCACCUUCUACAUCAAGAAGUACACCCUCCUGAGGAACUCCAGGCCUUCCCCACGGCUCUUCCGUGCUUCCAGCUCCACCUUCUUCUUCCAGCUGGUGCUGCUGCUGGGCCUGCUCCUGGCCGCAGUGCCCCUGGGCUACGUGGUCAGCAGCACCCACUCCUCCCGGGACUGUGGACUCUUCACCAACUACUCAGCCCCCUGGCAGGUGGUCCCUGAGGUGGUGGCCCUGUGGCUCCCGCUGCCUGGCCAGCGUGCCCUCAACUACCUCAGUUCCCAUGCCUUCAGCUUCCCCCUCCUCAUCCUGCUCAGCCUGGUCCUGACCGUGUGCGUGUCCCAGUCCCGCGCCAACGCGAAAACCAUCCAUGAGCUCCGGAAGCAGCUGGUGUGGCAAGGCCGGGAGAAGUGGCACCUGGUGGAGGACCUGUCACGGCUGCUGCCAGAGCCGGCCCCGACCCCUCUCUCCCGAGCUUCGCGCCCACGGUCCUUCUACCCCGGUUUCCCUUGCCCAGGAUCCCCGGGCCCUUCCCGGGUUGUUCCCACUGGGCUGAGCCCCGGGUGUCCGGGCCCCUCCUCCAGAUUCCACUACCCCAGCGGCGGGGCUCUGUAGCGCGGACCCCACGUGCCCUGCCUGGACCCACUUCCUCCCCAGGCCCUCUUAGCCCAUGCUCCAGAGCCCUGGUGACCACUGCCCCUCCCUGCUCCCGGGCCUCCCCCAGGACUCCCCAGAGAGGGCCAGCAGGAAGACAUAGGGAAAUUUCUAUCAUCUAUAUUUUUAUCUUAUCCCUUCGAGUUUCCUUUUUUGUUGCUGUUGACGUUUUAUAAUACACACGUAUAUUAGUA
Marmota monax (woodchuck) is the source of this 3638-nucleotide messenger RNA. It is a transcript of the gene Tmc8, whose product is annotated as transmembrane channel like 8. The record is from RefSeq and is a predicted model, not a curated record. NCBI's taxonomy places the organism in Eukaryota, Metazoa, Chordata, Mammalia, Rodentia, Sciuridae. Gene Ontology annotation, cellular component: plasma membrane. Gene Ontology annotation, molecular function: mechanosensitive monoatomic ion channel activity.